AUUUUCUGUAUCAACUUUUGCCUCCUGUCCUUAACCAUCUUACCUCCACCAAAGAAAUAAAAUGGGAAAAGUUCAAAAGAAGUCGGCGAAGGGACGUUUGGAUAAGUGGUAUAAGCUUGCCAAAGAGCAAGGGUAUCGCUCCCGUGCUGCGUUCAAGUUGGUCCAAUUGAACCAGAAGUUUAGUUUCUUAGAAAAAGCUAAAGUGGUCAUCGACCUUUGCGCUGCUCCUGGUGGUUGGCUACAAGUAGCAUCUAGAGCUUGCAAGCCUGGAUCUUUACUUGUUGGUGUUGAUUUGGCUCCUAUCAGAGCUAUUCCGAACUGCCAAACAUUUGUAGAAGACAUUACUUCUGACAAGUGCCGCUCACAAUUACGAGGUAUUUUGAAGACAUGGAAAGCCGAUGUAGUUUUGCAUGAUGGUGCUCCAAAUGUUGGUGCCGCAUGGUUACAAGAUGCUUACGGUCAAGCGGAAUUGGUAUUGAUGUCCAUGAAACUUGCCUGUGAAUUUUUGGUUCCCGGCGGUACAUUCGUCACUAAAGUUUUCCGUUCCCGUGAUUACAACAACCUUCUCUGGGUAUUCAAACAACUCUUUAACAGAGUUGAUGCUACUAAACCUCCUUCUUCGCGUAACGUGUCAGCAGAAAUUUUUGUUGUAUGCAGAGGUUAUAAGGCUCCACAAAAAUUGGAUCCCCGUUUUACUGAUCCCCGUGCUGUAUUCGAAGAAGUUACAGAACCAACUCCUAACGUAGAGGCAAAGGUCUUUGAACCUGAGAAGAAAAAAAGAAACCGUGAAGGUUAUGCUGACGAUGACUACACACUUCACAAAACUGUGUCAGCAUCAGAGUUCGUGUUAGGAAAUGAUCCAAUUCAAAUCUUAGGUACAUCCGCGGAAAUUGUCUUUCCUGAAGAAGAUGAAGAUUCUAAACGAUUAAAAAACCUGGAUAUAACCGAUGAGGAUGUGCUGAUCUACUGCUCUGAUUUACAAGUCCUAGGAAAGAAAGACUUUCGCGAUUUGCUGAAAUGGCGACUUAGAGCUCGUAGUGAGCUGGGUCUAGGCAAACGCCCUGAAAAUGAAGAAAAAACUGUUGUAGAAGAGAUUCCCCAAGUUGACGAAGAAACACAAAUGGAUCAAGAAUUACAACAUUUGAAUGAAGCUGAACGCGCUAAAGUGAAACGUGAGCGACGUAGGGCAAAUAAACAUAAACAAAAAGAAAUCGUCAGAAUGCAAAUGGGAAUGGAAGCCCCCAUGGAGAUUGGUAUGGAACAAAGCGAAAUGGGAGACGAUAGCAUGUUCGGAUUAUCUACUGCCGAAAAGCAUGGCCUAAGUAAAUUAUCUGAUGCCUCCACCCCGGAAAUUGUUGCUACUGAAGAAGAGAAUGAGGAUUCGGAGGAAAGCGAAGAAGAAUACGAUAGUGAAGAUGAGCAAGAACGCCUUGAAGCCGAGUUGGAUUCUAUGUAUUCUCAGUACACUGUUAGGAAAGCAGAAUCAGAUGUUAAGUAUAAAGUUAAACGAUCUAGAGGAGAUGUUGAUGAUGAAGAAUGGGAAGGAAUUCAGGAACCAACCAGUGACAACGAAGAAGACAAGUCGGAACAAUUUUCAGAACGAGAUGAUGAGCGUCUUCUUACUUCUCUUAAUAAGAAUGAAUCAGGUAAAAAUGGUUUAAGUAAGAAAGCAUCUCUAUUUUUCGACCAAGACAUUUUCGAUGGUAUAGGUGACGAAGACGAUGCUGACAAGGAAAUCGCUACCAUGAAUGCUGCUGCUAAAGAACAAAGAUCAGCUCCAAAGGGAAAUGAAGAUGACAGUGACGGUGAGGAAAAAAGAAAUCGAAAGGAAGAGAUUGAGUUGGUUCCUUCUGUUGCCGCUGAAGAAAAAGAAGACGAUUGGGAUUCUGAUUCUGACAAUGAAGGCGAAAAUGUUGACAUCGUAACAGCCGAAGCAAUGACCUUAGCACAAGAUAUUGCUUCUCAUAGAAAGUCAAAAUCUGAUCUUAUCGAUGAUGGUUACAACCGUUGGUCAUUCCAGCCUAAGGAAGGACUUCCAGAUUGGUUCCUUGAUGAAGAAAAUCAUCACAACAAGCCCAAUAAACCCAUUACGAAAGAAGCCGUUAUGGCUUUGCGCGAGAAAAUGAAGACUAUCAAUGCUCGCCCUAUCAAAAAGAUCCUUGAAGCUCAGGGUCGUAAAAAGAUGCGUACUAUUAGACGUAUGCAAAAUGUUUCUAAGAAGGCUGAGGGUAUCACUGAGAGUGGUGAAAUGACUGAGAGUGAAAAAUCUAAGGAGAUUGCCCGCCUUAUGAGCCGUGCAAUGAAGUCGAAGCCCAAACAAAGGCCAGCACUUGUUGUUGCUAAGGGUGCUAACAAAGGUAUCCGAUCUCGUCCAAAGGGUGUCAAAGGUAAAUACAAAAUGGUGGAUCCUCGUAUGAAGAAGGAACUUCGUGCACAAAAACGUCUUGAUAAGAAAAAACGUAAAUAGACGGUUUUGUGUAGAAGUAUGCUUUAGGAUUAUUAAAGGUAUAGGUUUCAUAUAAUUUUGGGUAAUAGAACUAUGGUUAUAUAUAUUUCAACUGAAGUUUAAAAAUCUUUUUUAUCUUAUUAUACAUAAAGCUUUGACUUCACAAGUUCUUCAUUAAUAUAUUUAUAUGUAGUAUUAUGCAGAUAAAGGACUAUAGAUGAUUUUAAAAUUACGAG
This is a messenger RNA of Schizosaccharomyces octosporus yFS286, 2682 nucleotides long. RefSeq names its product rRNA methyltransferase Spb1. Lineage: Eukaryota; Fungi; Ascomycota; Schizosaccharomycetes; Schizosaccharomycetales; Schizosaccharomycetaceae. Bases 62 to 2467 code for a protein of 801 amino acids. The transcript has 3 exons. Gene Ontology annotation, biological process: maturation of 5.8S rRNA from tricistronic rRNA transcript (SSU-rRNA, 5.8S rRNA, LSU-rRNA); rRNA methylation; maturation of LSU-rRNA from tricistronic rRNA transcript (SSU-rRNA, 5.8S rRNA, LSU-rRNA). The record is from RefSeq and is a predicted model, not a curated record. Gene Ontology annotation, molecular function: rRNA (uridine-2'-O-ribose)-methyltransferase activity; rRNA (guanine) methyltransferase activity. Gene Ontology annotation, cellular component: nucleus; nucleolus; preribosome, large subunit precursor.